This is a messenger RNA of Macrosiphum euphorbiae (potato aphid), 540 nucleotides long. The record is from the annotation of a GenBank genome assembly. Lineage: Eukaryota; Metazoa; Arthropoda; Insecta; Hemiptera; Aphididae.
AUGCUUCAAUCAUCGGUUGUAAACGUGUUAGGAUCAUUCUUUCAAAGAGUUUGUAUGUUGAUGAUAUCAGAGAUAUUGGACUAUAAUUUUUGGGAUCGGUGCGCGGUGGGUUCUUUAUUGGGCUUUAAGAUGGCCAUAACUUUGGAUUCGUGCCAAGACUUAGGGAUGUUACUCGAGUUUACUAUGUUUGUGGCAAGUGUUGCAAUCCAUUUAGUACUUCUGGGUCCAAGGUUUUUUAGAAACUCUGGAAGUACUCCGCCCGUUCCAGCUGCUUUUCCAUUUUAUACUGAUUUAAGUGCGUUUAGGACUUCCUCUCCGGUAAAGUCUGUCAAGAGUGACGUCUUUUCUUUGCAUAGAUUUAGUAGUUCUAAAAGUUCUUUUCUCACUUCUAUUUUUUCCCUCUUUUGGGGUUUGAUAUUAGACGUUCUGAACAGUAGGUUAGCUAUAUCACUGGCUGCAACACUCAAAACUUUCCUUGAUGGCUCCGCUGCUGCUUGUUUUCUCAAAAGGGCCCAAAUUUUCCUGCUCGAGAAGGUGUAA